Messenger RNA from Thamnophis sirtalis, 1695 nucleotides. Lineage: Eukaryota; Metazoa; Chordata; Lepidosauria; Squamata; Natricidae. The record is from RefSeq and is a predicted model, not a curated record.
AUGGCCUCUGGUCGAGGUGGAACUAAAAUUAAGGAGCUCGAAGAAUCAUCAGGUUGCAAAAUACAGGUUAUAAAGGGAAAUUAUGAAGCUGAAAUAAAGAUAUUUGGUGGAAAAGAUAAACAAACCAAAGCUAAAAUGCUAAUUGAUAAUCUUAUUGAAAAGUACAGUCAAACCAAUACAGGAGAAAGAGGUAAUAAAGGUAAGACUCUGAAAUGUGGUGUGCUCAGUAAUCCAAAACGAACAAUUAACUGGGCCUCCCUUCGGGAAAACAAGGCUAAAUAUGAAGCCAUGAAGUGGAUAGAUUUGCCUCCACUUGAAAAGUGUUUUUACAAAGAAGCCCCAAAUAUCACUCUUAUGUCACAAGAAGAGGUUGAUAAGUGGCGAAAAGAAAACAAUAGUAUUUCGUGUGAUGAUCUGAAAGAUGGUGAAAAACGUCGUAUUCCUAAUCCUGUUUGUAAGUUUGAAGAUGCUUUUAAACAUCAUCCUGACAUCAUGGCGAAUAUAAAAAAAGUUGGUUUUGAGAAGCCUACUCCAAUUCAGUCACAGGCUUGGCCAAUCAUACUUCAAGGAUUUGAUCUCAUUGGAAUAGCACAGACGGGUACCGGAAAGACACUGGCAUAUUUAAUGCCUGGAUUCAUUCAUUUGGAUUCACAACCGAUUUCUAGAGAAAAACGCAAUGGACCAGGGAUGCUGGUUCUCAUUCCAACUCGAGAACUGGCCCUUCAAGUUGAAGCAGAGUGCUUAAAAUAUUCCUAUAAAGGAAUUAAAAGCAUAUGUAUAUACGGUGGUGGAGACCGAAAAGGACAAAUUAAUACGGUUACCAAAGGCGUAGACAUUGUUAUUGCUACUCCUGGCAGAUUGCAUGACCUGCAAAUGAACAGUUUCAUAAAUCUGAAAAGCAUAACAUAUUUGGUAUUGGAUGAAGCAGACAGAAUGUUGGAUAUGGGUUUUGAGCCUCAAAUAAUGAAGAUUUUGUUAGAUGUACGUCCUGAUAGACAAACAGUUAUGACCAGUGCUACAUGGCCAGAUGGUGUCCGCCGCCUUGCAAAAUCGUACCUGAAAGAUCCAAUGAUUGUAUACGUUGGAACUCUAGAUUUAGCGGCAGUCAAUACCGUAGAGCAGAAGAUUAUUGUUAUUCCAGAAGAAGAAAAAAGAGAUUUCACACAUAAUUUCGUUGAUACUAUGAAGUCUGAUGAGAAGGCCAUCAUUUUUGUGGGAAAGAAACUUACGGCUGAUGACAUUUCAAGUGAUUUUGGACUUCGGGGAAUUCCUGUUCAAUCUUUACAUGGCAACAGAGAACAGUGUGAUCGUGAACAAGCUUUGGACGAUUUCAAAAAAGGCAAAGUUCGUGUAUUGAUAGCAACAGAUUUGGCUUCACGUGGACUUGAUGUACAUGAUAUUACGCAUGUCUUUAAUUUUGAUUUCCCUCGUAACAUUGAAGAAUAUGUUCAUAGAGUGGGCCGUACUGGACGAGCUGGACGCAAAGGAGAAGCUAUAACGCUUGUCACACGGAGUGACUGGCGAAUUGCAUCCGACUUGAUUGACAUUUUAAAAAGAGGAAACCAGGUGAUUCCUGAAGAACUCAUUUUGAUGGCUGAAAGAUAUAAGCAAUUCCGCUUGAAAAAGGACAUCGAAAAUGGUUUAGGAAGGUCACGGGGGCGACCACAGAAAGGUUUCCAGGCUACCUGGAAAUAG